UCCUGCACCCCGAGUUCUCACUCCCUGGGGCGCAGAUCUGCAGGUCCCUCCCGGAGGCCAGCACCCGGGUAGCGGCUUUGGUGGCAUAGGUGGCUGUGCGCCCGCCCCAGCCCGGAAGGUCGGGGCCCUGUGGCUGCGCAGGCGGGACCGGCCGAGGCCGGAGUAGGGCGGCUGGGCCUGGGUGAGGACGGGCGGGGAGAGCCGAGGCGGAAGCAGCUGGGCCGCCAGGAUCCAAGUCUCCGUCCCGUCGGUCGCUGCCACCUCCAGUGCUGGGAGCCCUAGUGUGUGCUAGACAAAAUGCUCUGUCACUGAGCUCCAUCCCCAGCCAGAACUUGGGAUCUGAAGUCACAUGCACCUAGGGUGGGACUGCCGCAUGCCAGUGAUGUGACCUCCACUUUUGGCUCCACACCCUCUGGACCUGUGGCUGGUUUUUCUGGUUUGGUCUCUAGAGCAAUUUGCAUAUUUCCUUGAGGAACCCUCUGAAGUCGAACAGCCUCUCCUGAGAAAGGGACGCCCACGUUGGCUCUCCAGAAUUGGGGCUGGGAAUGGCCACAUGGAUCAGGCCACACCCGAAGCAGCCUCUGGCAGCAGAGCCAGCUGCAGAAGGGGAGUCUCAGCAGCCCCUGGGCCGAGAGCUGACCGAAGCCAACCGCUUUGCCUAUGCUGCCCUCUGUAGCAUCUCUUUGUCAGAGCUGUUUCCAGAGCCCGAGCAGAGCUCCUUCUGCACAGAAUUUGUGAAGGACCUGGUGAAAUGGCUGCAUUUGUCCGAAGUCGUCCUCCCAACCAUGACCGCCUUCGCCAGCGGCCUGGGAGGUGAAGGGGCCAACAUCUUUGCUCAGACUCUACUGCAGGACCCCAUCCUGAAAGGAGACCCCUCAGCAAUCACUCAGGACCUUCUGAGCUUCUCACUCAAGGACGGACACUACGAUGCCCGAGCAAGAGUCCUCGUUUGUCAUGUGACUUCCCUGCUCCAGGUGCCCGUGGAGGAGCUUGAUAUACUCGAAGAGGCAUUCCUGGAGAGCCUGAAGGACACCAAAGAGGAGGAGUCUGAGACCGCAGAGGCAUCCCGGAAGAAGAAAGAAAAACGGAGGAAGUGGAAACGCUAUCUCCUGAUAGGCCUGGCCACAGUUGGAGGAGGGACAGUGAUCGGUGUGACUGGGGGGCUAGCUGCCCCCCUUGUUGCUGCGGGAGCUGCGACAAUCAUUGGCAGUGCUGGGGCAGCCGCACUGGGCUCGGUGGCUGGCAUUGCUGUUAUGACCUCAUUGUUCGGUGCAGCUGGAGCUGGCCUGACAGGGUACAAGAUGAAGAAGCGAGUCGGGGCCAUUGAGGAGUUCAUGUUCCUGCCUCUGACAGAAGGCAGGCAGCUGCACAUCACCAUUGCCAUCACGGGCUGGCUUGGAUCCGGCAUAUACCGCACAUUCAGCGCCCCGUGGAUGACCCUAGCCCGCAGCCAGGAGCAGUACUGCCUGGCGUGGGAAGCCAAGUACCUGAUGGAGCUGGGCAACGCCCUGGAGACCAUCCUCAGCGGCCUCGCUAACAUGGUGGCCCAGGAGGCUCUCAAGUACACCGUGCUCUCUGGUAUCGUGGCUGCCCUGACCUGGCCGGCCUCCCUCCUCAGUGUCGCCAACGUCAUUGACAACCCCUGGGGGGUAUGUCUCCACCGGUCCGCGGAGGUUGGCAAGCACCUGGCACACAUCCUCCUCUCACGGCAGCAGGGCCGGAGACCUGUCACCUUGGUUGGGUUCAGCCUGGGAGCCAGAGUCAUCUACUUCUGUCUGCAAGAAAUGGCUCAGGAACAAGAUUGCCAAGGGAUCAUCGAGGAUGUGGUCCUUCUGGGCACACCGGUAGAAGGGGACCCCAAGUACUGGGAACCGUUCCGGAAGGUGGUGUCCGGAAGAAUCGUCAACGGGUACUGCAGGGGAGACUGGUUGCUGAGCUUCGUGUACCGCACGUCUUCUGUGCAGCUCCGGGUCGCGGGCCUCCAGCCCGUGCUGCUGCAGGACCGGAGGAUGGAGAAUGUGGACCUGUCCGCAGUGGUCAACGGGCACUUGGACUACGCCAAGCAAAUGGAUGUGAUCCUGAAGGCUGUGGGCAUUCGUACCAAGCCAGGCUGGGGUGAGAAAGGAUUCCUCCUGGCCCCUGGCAGCCUGGCCCAAGAAGAGCCUCUCCAGACAGCCUCAAUCUCCACAGAUGAGGCAAUCCACCAAGAUGGGCAAACCCGGGAACCUGGCCCAGGAGACAGUCUCAAAACCGCUGGACCUUCCAGUGCCAGGCUAUCCCAGAUGCCAACAGAACCAGACCAAUCCACAGAGGCCUUGCUUCCUGCUGCUGCCAGUCCAGUAGAAGGACCCGUGAUCUGCAGCCAUGGUGUGGGUCCUAACCCACUGGGCUGCCCUGACUGCACACAAGGGACCCGGGAGUCCUGUGCAGAACUGGACUGACCCCAGGAGUCCAGUUAUCUCUUUAGACUUCUGUAUUCAAUUUUCUCUCAUACCUCUGGGCUCCUCAGAGAGUUCUGGAGGUGUGGAAUUUCCACAGGUGCCUUUCUGAAACAGAAAGAGCCUGGAAUGGAGAGCUGGUGAGAAAAACGCUUGCUCCCUGAGGGGACACUGGCCAUGUGACCCACAACAUCAGCCCAGCUCCAGGCCAGCGUAGGCUCCUGCCCUGCAGGUCCAUCCAGAGGCCCAGGAGUCACUGUGAGACUGGAGGUCCCCGUGCUCUUUCUUCCUCCACCUCCAGUGGAACCAAGUGUCUUCCUGAUUUUUUAUCAACUCUCCUGGGCUUCCCACCAGCCCCAGGCCCUACCAGUAGGGUGUUUUCAGGUGCCAAUGAAUUUCCUCUCUCUCUCUCUGCUCUUCUUGGCAGGUCCAGUCAGCGCUGUCUCAUACAGAUGUGCAGGCUGUGUGCAUGCACUGCACAACUGCAGGAGUAACUGAGACAGAUGUCAUGUGAUUGGCGCCCCACCCUGAGCUUGUGAGACGUGGUGGCCCUGAAUAGAAUGGUGGCCAGUGGAAUAAAGGCAGAAUUCACAGUCCGCAUAGAGAGAAACGGGCCUGAUGAUAAAAGGAUUACACAGGGAGGGACCAAUAAAUACU
Molecule: messenger RNA, 3095 nt
Organism: Microtus ochrogaster (prairie vole)
Lineage: Eukaryota; Metazoa; Chordata; Mammalia; Rodentia; Cricetidae
Gene: Tmco4
Product: transmembrane and coiled-coil domains 4
Source: RefSeq, a predicted model, not a curated record